This is a messenger RNA of Talpa occidentalis (Iberian mole), 6821 nucleotides long. RefSeq names its product ATPase phospholipid transporting 10B (putative) (gene ATP10B). Gene Ontology annotation, molecular function: ATPase-coupled intramembrane lipid carrier activity; ATP binding; magnesium ion binding. NCBI's taxonomy places the organism in Eukaryota, Metazoa, Chordata, Mammalia, Eulipotyphla, Talpidae. Gene Ontology annotation, cellular component: plasma membrane. Bases 220 to 4755 code for a protein of 1511 amino acids. The record is from RefSeq and is a predicted model, not a curated record. Gene Ontology annotation, biological process: phospholipid translocation. The transcript has 26 exons.
ACCCAGCUCCACCCUGCCUGGUCAUCACUGUUUGCCAGUACAGUUCAUGCCAGGGUUCUGGCUUUUUCUGAGGUCAGCACAGCUCUAAACCAGAUCAUCUUUUCUCUGCACAUUGAGCACUCUACCCAUCAAGACCUCAUGAGGAGAUUAAGCCACACUCGACAGAGUUGAAGCUUCAGUCUCCAGCAAAUUGCCUUUGAGGUUCUGCUUCAUUUUCAAAUGACAAGAUCUGAACUUCAUCAUCAGAUAUUGACAAAAGUAUUUCAAAGAAGACAAGCAGUACCAUUUCCACUGUUGUUAUUCCUGUGUUUGCCUUGCUUCGAUAGGAGAAUUGGGACCGGUGACACUUUCUGCAAUGAAAGGAGCAGAGUGAAUAACCUCAGCUGGCUCCCAGACAUGGCCCUCUCUGUGGACUCUUCUUGGCACCGGUGGCAGUGGCGGGUCAGAGAUGGCCGACCCCCAUCUCCAUCCGAAGUCACACCUCUGCUGUCCCCAGAGAGAGCAAGGCAGAGCUACAACUUGACACAGCAGCGGGUUGUCUUCCCCCAAAAUGGUAUCUUCCACCAAGAAUGGGAAGAGGUCAGCAGGAGAUAUGCCGGCAACAGGAUCUGCACCACCAAGUACACCCUCCUCACUUUUCUGCCCCAGAACCUCUUUGAGCAAUUUCACAGGUGGGCUAACCUCUAUUUCCUGUUCCUGGUGGUUCUGAACUGGGUCCCCUCCAUGGAAGUCUUCCACAGGGAAAUCACCAUGGUACCCUUGACCAUUGUCCUGUUCAUCAUCAUGGUCAAGGAUGGCAUGGAGGACUUCAGGAGACACCGUUUUGAUAGAGAGAUAAACUGCUCCAGGAUCCAGAUAUACGAAAGGAAAAGGCAGAGUUAUGUGCAGAAGUGCUGGCAGGACGUGCGGGUGGGAGACUUCGUCCAGAUGCAGUGCAACGAGAUCAUUCCGGCAGACAUUCUCCUCCUGUUCUCCUCCGACCCCAGCGGGAUCUGCCACCUGGAGACUGCCAACUUGGAUGGUGAGACAAACCUCAAACAAAGGCGCGUCGUGAAAGGCUUCUCACAGCAGAAUGGGCAGUUCCACCCAGAACACUUCUGCAACACCAUCGUGUGUGAGAAACCCAACAACCACCUCAGCAAAUUUAAGGGAUAUAUGGAACAUCCUGACCAGACCAGGACCGGCUUGGGCAGUGAGAGCCUUCUGCUUCGAGGCUGCACCAUCAGAAACACUGAGGUGGCUGUGGGCAUUGUCAUCUAUGCAGGCCAUGAGACAAAAGCCAUGCUGAACAACAGUGGCCCACGGUACAAACGCAGCAAGAUCGAGAGGAGAAUCAACAUGGACGUAUUCUUCUGCAUUGGGCUCCUCUUCCUCAUGUGCCUCACUGGAGCUGUUGGUCACAGCCUCUGGAACAGGACUUUUGGUGAACACCCUCCCUUUGAUGUGCCAGAUGCCAAUGGCAACUUCCUUCCCCUUGCCCUUGGGGGCUUCUACAUGUUCCUCACGAUGAUCAUCCUCCUCCAGGUGCUGAUCCCCAUCUCCCUGUAUGUGUCCAUUGAGCUGGUGAAGCUGGGACAAAUCUUCUUCCUGCACAAUGACCUUGACCUGUAUGAUGAAGAGAAUGACAUGUCCAUUCAAUGUCGAGCCCUCAACAUCACCGAAGACUUGGGUCAAAUCCAGUACAUCUUCUCAGAUAAAACGGGCACAUUGACUGAGAACAAGAUGGUGUUCCGGCGUUGUACCAUCAUGGGCAGCGAGUAUUUGCACCAAGAAAAUGCCAAGCGACUGGAGACCCCAAAGGACCCAGACUCAGACAGUGAAGAGUGGACCCAGUACCGGUGCCUGUCCUUCCCAGCCAAAGGUGCCCAGGGCCCUGUGACAAUGAGAGGCCAAAGGGCAGCCCAGCCUCUGAGACGGAGCCAGAGUGCCCAGGUGCCCAUCCAGCACCACUGCCGGCAGAGGUCCGUGGGGCAUAGUGAAAGCACAGCCCCUCCAGUGCCCUUCAACAGCUUCAUAGAAAAAGAUGUGACUCCAGACAGAAACCUACUGAGCAAGGUGCACCAUGCUGCCCUGUGGCUGGAAACCCUGUCAGACUCUAGACCUUCCAAGACUUAUCUCUCUACCACGGCCACCAUCACUGACUUCUUCCUUGCCCUGACCAUCUGCAACUCUGUCAUGGUCUCCACCACCACUGAGCCUAGGCAGAGGGUCACAGCUGCACCCUCAGCCAAGGCUGUGAGGGUAUCCCUGGAGAAGAUCCAGUAUCUCUUCCAAAAGGUGAAGCUUUCGAGCCUCAGCCAGUCAUUCUCAUCUACUGCGCCCUCUGAUGCUGACCUGGGAGCCAGCGUGCCCACCCCCAGCUCAGAAGAGACGUCUGUGUGCAGCGAAGGCUACUCCAUGGACGGUGACUCUCGGAGCAGCAUGUGGGACCAGAGUGACACCCAGGGGUUCAGCUCAGGUGUCUCCUGGAAGGAGCUUCCAGGAGGCCUGGCCAGGCCGGAGCUCUGCUAUGAGGCCGAGAGCCCAGACGAGGCAGCCCUGGUGCAUGCAGCCCGUGCCUACAGCUUCACACUGAUGUCCCGGACACCUGAGCAGGUGACCGUGCGCUUGCCCCAGGGCACCUGCCUCACCUUCGAUGUCCUCUACACCCUGGGUUUCGACUCUGUCCGGAAGAGAAUGUCAGUGGUUGUGAGGCAUCCCCUGACGGGUGAGAUCCUCGUCUAUACCAAGGGUGCUGAUUCAGUUAUCAUGGACCUGCUGGAAGACCCAGCCUGUGCAAUUGACAGUGAAAUGGAAAAGAAGGUGAGGAAAAUCCGGGCCCAGACCCAGAAGCAUCUCGACUUCUAUGCAAGAGAAGGGCUCCGCACGCUGUGCAUCGCCAGGAAGGUCCUAAGUGAAGAGAACUUCCGACAAUGGGCCAGCUUCCGGAGUGAAGCUGAGGCGUCCCUUGACAACCGAGAUGAGCUUCUAAUGGAGACAGCACAGCAUCUGGAGAACCAACUCACCUUACUCGGAGCCACUGGUAUCGAAGAUCGGCUGCAGGAAGGCGUUCCAGACACCAUUGCUGCUCUGCGAGAGGCUGGAAUCCAGCUCUGGGUCUUGACUGGAGAUAAGCAGGAGACUGCGGUCAAUAUCGCCCAUUCCUGCAGACUCUUAUGUCAGACCGACACAGUUUACUCCAUUAACACAGAAAACCAGGAAACCUGUGAAUCCAUCCUCGAUUAUACAUUGGAAGAGGUGAAGCAAUUUUACGGACCACGGAAGCCAGCCCGCCAGUUCUUCGGGUUCCGCCUGCCUCCAGAGACAACGCCGCCCCCUGCCUUGGGAGCUGUAGUUCCAGAAAUUGGCCUGGUCAUCGAUGGAAAGACAUUGAAUGCCAUUUUCCAGGGAAAGCUGGAGAAGAAGUUUCUGGAGCUAACUCAGUUCUGCCGGUCUGUCCUGUGCUGCCGUUGCACCCCACUCCAGAAGAGCAUGAUUGUCAAGCUGGUGCGAGACAAGCUGGGGGUCCUGACCCUCGCCAUAGGUGAUGGAGCAAAUGACGUCAGCAUGAUUCAGGCUGCCGAUGUUGGGAUUGGAAUAGCGGGACAGGAAGGCAUGCAGGCCGUCAUGUCCAGUGACUUUGCCAUCUCCCGCUUCCGACACCUCAAGAAGCUACUGCUCGUGCAUGGCCACUGGUGUUACUCACGCCUGGCCAGGAUGGUGGUGUACUACUUGUACAAGAAUGUGUGCUACGUCAACCUGCUCUUCUGGUACCAGUUCUUCUGUGGCUUCUCCGGCUCCACCAUGAUCGACUACUGGCAGAUAAUAUUCUUCAAUAUCUUCUUCACCUCCUUGCCGCCACUUCUCUUUGGGAUCCUUGAUAAGGACAUCUCUGCAGAAACGCUGCUGGCGGUGCCUGCUCUGUACAAGAGCGGCCAGAACUCCGAGUGCUACAACCUGUUUACUUUCUGGAUUUCCAUGGCAGAUGCCUUCUACCAGAGCCUCGUCUGCUUCUUUAUCCCUUACCUGACCUACAAGGAUUCUGACAUAGACGUCUUCACCUUUGGGACACCCAUCAACACCAUCUCCCUCACCACAAUCCUCCUGCACCAGGCAAUGGAAAUGAAGACCUGGACCAUUAUUCAUGGCAUCGUUCUCGUGGGCAGCUUCCUGAUGUACUUUGUGGUGUCCCUCCUGUACCACGCCACCUGCGUCGUCUGCAACAGUCCCACCAACCCCUACUGGGUGAUGGAAGGCCAGCUCUCGGACCCCACAUUCUACCUCGUCUGCUUCCUCACACCAGUGGCAGCCCUGCUUCCAAGGUACUUUUUCCUGUCUCUACAAGGGACAUAUGGGAAGUCUCUAAUCUCAAAAGCUCAGAAAAUUGACAAACUCCCCUCGGAUAAGAGAAACCUGGAAAUCCAGAACUGGAAGAGCAGACAGAAACCUGGCCCCAUCCCUGAAGAGGCUCAGCCUACCCACCGGCAAGUGCCACCUGACCCAGGACUGGACUUCCAGGCCAGCACCCCAAAGAGCUCUAGCCCUCCCAGGUGGAAAUGUAAGGAAGAGGGGGCACUAUGUGGAGAGAAAAGCAGCAGAGACCAUGUGAGGGAUUCCCCGUGCUCAGGGGACUCCUCAGCUAAACCCUCCGCUGGGGAACACCUUCUGGGGCCUAGUGAUAUGGCUUCUGGAGCCUACUCACACGGACAAGCCAACAAGAGCCGGCCCUCGAGCAGAGGCAGCCACCGCCGAUCCCAGAGUUCACUGACCAUAUGAGGGGCGGCAGACUUCUUACAGACUCAGAGGGAGCCACCCAGUCCCUGGCCUCAAUGACUCAUGAUUCUUCUUCUCAUGGAGGAGACUUGACUUCCUCAGAGGAGCCCUAGCCCCAAGGGGUUGAGACAAAUGGGAACUGGAAAUCCAUCAACAUGUGUUUUCACUGGCUCCCAGGAAACACAUCUUGCAAACAGCAGUUUAGAAGGAAGCUCUUUUUGAAGUUUUCAGCCCCGAGACCUCCUUCUGACUUUCUAGAUGACAACAGCCUAGGACCCAAGGCAACUAAGCCUUAAGUUUCUAAGAUUCCAAGAAAUGAAUUGAUCCGGGCAAUAUCUUGGGAUGUGGAAAGUUCUGGGUUAUUCAGGCCACUGCCUUACCCCUCAGGGCCAAGAUUUAAAGAACCCCCACACCUUAGUGCUCCAUCUGAACUCUAUGACAGAGCUCAAUCUGCCUGUUGUCUCUAAGUCAAAGAAGAAUCACUCUGAAGAUUUCAAACUAAAUUUGAACUCAGUGCCACAGAAGCGCAGAGAACAGAGCAUGCUAAAGGGAAUUGGUAGACCAGAAACCCUCUGCUUCAGCUAAUUGACUGUAGUCUGGGGAAGGUACUGAGAGGACAUGGGCAGCACUUUCUCUAGCUAUUUAUUUAUUUUUAAAAUCAAAGUGCCUGUCCUCGUUCAGUUCUUAGAACAGGAAAACUAAGGUCAGGAGAUCUUAGCACAUGAGCUAAGAAUAGACCUAUAGGAUAGAGCAACUCUCAGCUCAAACAAGAACAUCUCAAAGGGUAGGGCCAAUGUUAACACUGUGUUUAUUGGGCUUAUCCCAGAGUAUCACCCUGUGCACAACACUAGCACAUACUUCAGUUUAAUUAGGUAGAGUCACAGUAAACCCCACUUCACCAGGAAAAGGAGAACAGUGUAGCUAACUCCUGCCAAGAGGUCAUAAGUAAAGAACUAGAAGAGCUCAAAACAGCCUUGUAAUAAAAGAAUAGAUGAUAGAAUUGUUUGCCAAGAGAAACUAGGUCUACUAUGGCCAGGAUGACGCAUCCCUGGUCUUUUUAUGGUAAGUCAAAGAGGGUUACUGAGCCAUCCUUCCUUACAGUCAAGUCCCUAUAUGUUAGGGGUUGGAUGUGACAAGGCUUUAAGGCUUAGUUGACUUAUCACUAGAAUUACUACUUAGCAAAGAUUCCCAAAAAGAUCUCAAUUGUCAAGUUGGCAACUGGCUGCUGAUCUGGAGGGGACAUUUGGGGCAUUAUCGUGGAACCAGUACACUGAAUCAUUUCCAGUGACCCUGCCGCUGAAUGAUGCCAGCACUAGCCAGGCAGAGGUCAUUCAGGGACUCCUACAGUAGAGCUGCAAGAGAAGAGCAGCAAAGCAGUAAGAAUAUGAAUUGUCCCAAAUGACUGGAUGGAGCCAAAAUUCAGAUCUCAGGGAUACCCCUUUCUCCAUGCAAUGCCUGCCCACUCCUGAAAGCCAGAUGAGACUGGUAGGGUGGUUCAGAAAAGAACACAGUAGUGGGAAGCACCAUAGCCUUGGGAGGUCUGGAUUUGCUCUGCCCCAUACUCGCUAGGGGCCAGAGCCCUUGGAGCAAGAUACCACACCUCCCAAGCUUGGCAUAAAGAUAGGGACAUGUGAAAGUAGCACUAUCAAUUAUACCACAGAGCUGAGGGGGGAAAUGUGGUGGGGAAGUUGAGGAAAUGUCUGACUACUGUACCUAAAUCCCAAACCACACCCAGCACUGUGGGGCUGCUCUCUUGCCUGCACGACUCAUCUUUCCAGUUUGCCUGGGACUUUCCCAGGUUUAGCACUGAAAGUUCCUCAGCCUGGGCAACUCCUCAGUCCUGGGCCAGUUGGGACAACUGGUCACCUACUCAUGUCCCUCUUUCUAUACCAACUGUGACAGCCCAGUGUGCCACCUUAGAGGGAAAGGAUAUAACAACUGUCUCCUUCCCCUACAACAAUGUUAGUGAUUGUAUUCAGUACACUUUUAUACUUUUAUGAAUUUUACUGAGUGACUGGACAUGUCAUCUUUUAUUAGAAGAAAAAAAAAAUAAACAUGGUUUUGUCAUA